Molecule: messenger RNA, 951 nt
Organism: Arachis stenosperma
Lineage: Eukaryota; Viridiplantae; Streptophyta; Magnoliopsida; Fabales; Fabaceae
Product: pathogenesis-related protein PR-1-like
Exons: 1
Coding region: 51-665 (204 amino acids)
Cellular component (GO): extracellular region
Source: RefSeq, a predicted model, not a curated record
GCUCAAAAUUUGGUGCCAGACAUACUAAAAUUAACACAAAGUAAUCCAAUAUGAAAAUGAAACCCCAUUUGCUUCUCCUAAUACUCUUGUUCCUCCUUGCCACCUUCACUACAAAAACUCUCUCAUCUCCUUCUUCUUCAUUAGUUUCUCGACUCAAUGAUCAACUAAGCCAGAAGAAAACAAGACCAAGCAACGAAACCAUAUACAAGGUAUCAAAGCAACUAUGCUGGGGGUGCAUAGCAGAGUCACUAGAGUUCUUGUUCAGGCACAACCUGGUCCGAGCAACGAAAUGGGAACUGCCACUGAUGUGGGACUUCCAGCUUGAGCAAUAUGCAAGGUGGUGGGGCAGCCAGAGGAAACAAGAUUGCAAGCUUGAACACUCAUUCCCGGAGAACGAUUUCAAGCUUGGAGAGAACAUAUUCUGGGGAAGUGGCUCUGAUUGGACCCCAACCGAUGCAGUGAAAGCUUGGGCUGAUGAAGAGAAGUACUACACUUAUGCAACCAAUUCUUGUGAAGAAGGACAGAUGUGUGGCCAUUACACUCAGAUUGUGUGGAAGACCACCAGAAAAAUUGGUUGUGCUAGAGUUGUGUGCGAUUCUGGUGAUGUUUUCAUGACUUGUAACUAUGAUCCUGUGGGAAAUUAUGUUGGAGAACGACCCUAUUAAAUUAUAUCAAAUAUAUGGUAUACUAUAGUAUAUAUUUGUGUAUGCAUUAUGCAUGUUAGCGUGAAUAGAUAAUAUAUGAAAUUAAUGAACUGUAUAAACUAUAAAGUACAUAGGUGGUGGAAUUGGCCUUUAAUUAUUUAUUUAUUAGUGUUUGAGAUGAGACAAUUAUGUUAAGUGGUAAGUGAAGGGGUAUCGUUAGUUGUUGGGGAUCAGUUGCAUGUCGUUACGACUUGUUUAAGUCAAGCUUGAAAUAAAGUAAUUAAUAAACUAUUAAAUUGCCAGCUUA